Drosophila persimilis is the source of this 1298-nucleotide messenger RNA. Its product is annotated as P3 protein. The record is from RefSeq and is a predicted model, not a curated record. The transcript has a single exon. The coding region runs from base 19 to 1290 and encodes 423 amino acids. Lineage: Eukaryota; Metazoa; Arthropoda; Insecta; Diptera; Drosophilidae. Gene Ontology annotation, cellular component: membrane.
GGCCUUUCGCCCAUUGCCAUGGCCUGGAUGGCACACUUUCGGCCAUCCAGCCUCACGCUGCGCAUGGAGAAGGGCGAUCGGGUUUCGCUCACUCUGGAGAACGUGCCGCCGUCAACGUUGCAGCGCCCCCAGCGAUAUGUCUUCCGCCUGGAGAGUGCCGCCAAUGACCUGGCCAGUGUGCCCGAGGAGAACUCCACCAUAGCGGUGGAUCUGUUGAAUCCGGACACACGAGACUGGACGGGCGACAUCCAGGUGAAUGCCCACUUUCUGGGCGAGACCAAGAUCACAGUCCGUCUGUUUGACAACAUGUCGAACAGCAGCCAGCUGCCGACGCAGGGCAGCAACGACAGCACGCUAGACGUGAAGGUGCAGCGGCCGAGCCGUGUGGUGGAUCAUGUCUUCAUCGGCUCCAUCGUCCUGCUUAUGUCGCUGCUGUACAUAAACUUUGGGGCCGCCCUCAAUCUAGAUGUGCUGCGGGGAUUGGUGACGCGACCAGUCGGUCCCUGCAUCGGAUUCGUUAUGCAGGUGGUGGGUAUGCCGCUGCUAAGCUACGCUCUGGGAGUAUUCAUAUUCCCCGAGGCCCCGGCCAUGCAGCUGGGCCUCUUCUUCACGGGAAUCUCGCCCAGCGGCGGGGCAUCCAAUACCUGGUCUGCGGUGCUGGGCGGCAACAUUCAUCUCUCGGUGCUAAUGACAACGGUUAGCAAUGUGGCCGCCUUUGUCACGAUGCCGCUGUGGAUUUUCACACUCGGACAGCUGAUCUUUGAGCGGGCCGGGAUGCAGGUUCCAUACGGAACGAUUGCCACUUACUGUGCCUGCCUCAUCAUACCUCUGCUGAUGGGCUUGGCUGUACAGAAGCGUUCGCCACGCCUCACGCGAGUUCUCGUGCGCCUGUUGAAGCCCAUCUCUGCCUGCCUCAUCCUGUUCAUUGUGAUAUUUGCGAUCAUCACGAACUUUUAUCUAUUCUAUCUGUUCUCCUGGCAGAUUGCUGUGGCCGGCAUGGCCCUUCCCGGACUAGGCUACAUUUUUGCCUGGCUGGCUGCCAAGCUGCUGCAUCAGACCGCCGCCGAUGCCCUGACCAUUGCCAUCGAAACGGGCAUACAGAACACGGGCAUUGCCAUCUUCCUGCUGACCACCACGCUCGAGUCGCCGCAGUCGGAUCUCACCACAGUGGUGCCCGUGUCGGUGGCCGUGAUGACACCGCUUCCCCUGCUCGUCAUUUAUCUCUACAAUCGCUGCUGUCGCCCCAAGCCGGAUGAGGUGGCUGCAGGAGAGUCCCAGCGCAUUGUUUGAGGGAAAUU